Molecule: messenger RNA, 1305 nt
Organism: Pseudogymnoascus verrucosus
Lineage: Eukaryota; Fungi; Ascomycota; Leotiomycetes; Thelebolales; Thelebolaceae
Product: glutathione S- transferase, nitrogen catabolite repression regulator
Exons: 1
Coding region: 192-851 (219 amino acids)
Source: RefSeq, a predicted model, not a curated record
UUCCUAGCUUUCUGUAACUUGAUGAUUUAUAAUAGCAUAUAGCUCUGAUACUUAUGAGGCCAGUAUGUCUGUCCCAGAGAUACAAUUAUCGUCUUGUGCAUCAGACUCGAUCGCAGAAGUAUUAAGUCUCUCAUCUUCAUUCAAUAUUCCUGAUUACCAAGCCAAGUCUACGCCCACACCACUUCAGCAACAUGUCUCUCAAGCCGAUCACUCUCUGGGGCCACGACAGCGGCUCUAACGCCUGGAAGGUGGCCAUGGUUCUCGAGGAGCUUAGCGUCCCUUACACUGUCAAAAUUAUCGAUUUCCCAGACAUGAAGAAGGAAGCGUACGAGUCAAUCAACCCCAAUGGCCGUGUGCCUUCAAUUGAGGACCCGAAUACGGGCAUCACGCUGUGGGAGUCGGGUGCCAUUAUUGAAUACUUGGUCGAAACUUACGACAAGCAAAACAACUUUAACUUUGCUUCAGGCUCGAAAGAGUACUACGAAGCCAAGCAGUGGCUAUACUACCAGGUAUCUGGCCAGGGCCCCUACUUCGGACAGGCUGUGUGGUUUACCCUGUACCACCCCGAGAAGCUCCCUAGUGUUGUCGACCGCUACGUUAAUGAGAUUCGUCGCGUCUCCGGCGUCCUCAACGGCGUACUGCAGGGCAGGGAGUUCCUCGUAGGCGGCAAGUACAGCUACGCCGAUGCUUCUUUCGUGAUGUGGUAUGCCAUCGCGCCCCUUUUCGCGGACAGGAUCAACCUCGCGACGGACUUCCCCGCCCUCAACGCCUGGUUGGAGCGCAUCAAGGCCCGCCCGGCAAUUUCAAAGAUUAUUAAGGACCGAGAAGCGGCUAUGGCGGCGUCCAAAUAAAGGCUUGUUGGGGGUUCGGGGUCAAGAGAAUUUGUCUACAUAUAGCACUUGAGUAAUAACCAGGUCUUAAAAGACGGUAGUAAGAGUUUCAUUAGCUACAUCUAUUCUACCAUAACGUUCAUUAGCAACAAAUUGGACCGCUUAGUCGCUGUCUAAAACAAUAACCUCUGCCUCCACCUCUCUAAUGCUCUUAAAGCCAAGCACAUCGCCGGCCUGUACACCAGUUACAAACGCACCGUCUCCCUCCUCUAGAACAGGGUCUUCUCGGCCGUCCCACCUGAUCUUGGACUUCCCAUCAUUUGUCAUCGGGAGGUGGAUAUACACCUUCCUGUCGAUCUUGCUCUUCACAACAGCCUUUGCAUCCGUUUCACCGCCGAAACUCCAGUUUAAUUUCUUCCUAGCGCUAACAAUGCCUGCUGCCAUAAUGAAAUCGGCGUGGAUUGGAAUCGUCCCU